Paramecium pentaurelia is the source of this 1972-nucleotide messenger RNA. The record is from the annotation of a GenBank genome assembly. Lineage: Eukaryota; Ciliophora; Oligohymenophorea; Peniculida; Parameciidae.
AAUGGAAAGUGAAUAAAUGUGUAAGAAUCAUCCAAAAUAAUCACUUAGUUGGAUAUGUUUAGAAAGAAAUUGUUAAUAAAGAGUUAUGUGUUCAACUUGUGCAGUAAAAUUGCAUGAUCGAAAUCAUAAAUUAGAGGAAUUAUAUAAUAUAUAUGAGAAUGGAUGUUUAGCUACUUAUUUUAGUAAUAAAAAGAAUUCAACAGCAGGAUUAUUAUAAUUAGUAAAUGGAGAAUAAGAUUAUGUUUUUGAGAAUGAAUAAUAUGAUGAUUAUUUAUAAGAAGGAAUUGAAAGAUGUUUAAGAAAUGUUUCAAAAAAAAUAGAAGAAAAUAAAGCAUAAUUAAUUUAAUAACAUGAAUAAUUGAAAGAAGGUAAGGAAAAUGAGAGAAUUAAUUUUAUUGCUUAAUUAAGUGAACUUGAUGGAUAAUUAAAGUCAUCUUUAAAUUUGGAAACAGAUAUUGAAAAUGCAUUUUAAUAAAUAGAAUUAUUUGCUUAAAAAAGAGAAUUAGAGAUGUCUAAUAACAAAGAAAGUGCUAUACUAUUAAAAAAAAUUCGUUUAUUAGAAUUGAUGAAAGAUAACUUCUUAAAAAUGAUUAAGUCCUAUUUUCAUAAUUAAUUUACAGCUGAAUUUUGUCAUUUAUUUGAUAUGUAAAUAGAGACUUUAAAUGCUAGAGAAGUAGAUGAUGUUUAAGGCUUUUUAGAUUAUGUAGAUUCAAAAUGGAAAUAAGAUUAUAGAAAUAUUCAAUUAUCCAUUGAAAAAUUUGUAGGUCGUCUUAAUGAAGGUCUUAAAUAUUGUAUAGGAAUGCCAUUAGAAAAUCAGAAGAAAUAAUAUAUUGUUAGAUCUCCAAUGAGAUAAUUUCCUAUUAAUAUCCAAACUCCAGCAUAUCAUCAAUAUACUUCACCAAAACAAUUAGAAUUCACCAAAUCAUAAGUAAUAUAUGAGGAACCAAGUUAGAGAAAGAACAUCAAAAUUGAACCCGUUAGUUAGAGUCUUUAAUAGUACUAGUGAGAUAUGGGAACAUAUCAAAUAAUGAGUAUAUAAAAUAUUAAAGUACUAUUUGUUGCAUAACCAUGUAAAGAAAUAUAGAGAUCUAAAUCAUAAAAUACAAGUAUCUUUCAAGAUUAACAACUCAAUGGAAUCAUCUAAGGACCACGUUAUGAUAAAAGAGGAGAUAUUAUAAAGAGAUCGAUAGUUGGAACAAUUGAUUAAUUUUAGAGAGAAGGCAAAGUUUAAUAAGAUAGUAGAGCUACUGAUGAUGAUUCUUCUAUGUUAAGAUCUUUUGUUAUUACUUAAUUCAAUAAGAAAUAAAACUUAAAGAAAAAAAGAGAACCUGUAAAAUUAAGCAGAAUUUCAAAGGAGGAUAUUAGAUUGUAUAUUGAUAAAAUACAAAACAAUAUUAAACUAUCAGAAAUCUCACUUAGAUCUAAGGAAGAGACAUUACCUAUAAUAGAAAGAAAUCUAUUAACUAGAUAGAGAAGAAUCUUAGAAUCCUGUGAAGAAUAGAAAGAAAAAUGGAAUUAAUUAGAAUAGUAAUUAGCAAAUAGAUGUGAACGAUCACAUAAUAAUACUUUACUUAAUAAAAGCUAAGGAUAUAGAGAAAAGAAAUAAUUAUUGGACAAUCUAAAUGUUUUAUAGAAAGAACCAAAUAUCAAGGAAUGGUAUGGUAAUUUGAGAAAAUAUGAUUAAUCAAAUGAUCCAACUAUUGAAAUAAUUAAGAGUGGAAAUAAUGUUAAAAUUUGCAGUGACAGAUUUAAGAAUAUGAUCAAUUAGAGAUUAAGUAAAAAGUAUUAUGACUCUGAUUAUAUUAUUGUCAAUGGAAAUAGUAAAUUAAAAUUGGAAUCAGAAGAAGCCAGAGAUCUAAUGAUACUACCUUAAGAUCUUGUGUAACAACCAAUCCAAGAUAUCAAUUACUCUAAUUAUAAUAAAAGAGAUAUCAGUCGUCGAUCAUCCUAUAGAAUUGUUUAAUUAUAGUGA